AAAUCUUUAUUAAUAUUUGCAGAUAGACAAUUUUUAUUCAUAACGGAAUAUAAUCUGUACAAUUCUAAAAAUGUUAUUCAUAUACGGUUAAUGAAAAAUCUUGGAAUUGUCCACCAUGUUUAUGUGACUAAUUUCAGGUCGAAACGUAAGACCAAUUGUUGAUAUAUCGUGCUUGUUUGUGUUGAAAACUUUAUGGCGGCAAUUAUGCCACUUUGCUGUUACGUGUAAAAUUUUUUUAUUGACUUCAAAAAUGCCGGCGUUUUUAAAGCAUAUCGAAGUAGAAAAUUUUAAGUCAUAUAAAGGAAAACUUAUCAUAGGCCCUUUGAAAUCAUUUACUGCUGUUGUUGGACCAAAUGGAUCUGGAAAAUCUAAUUUUAUGGAUGCAAUCAGUUUUGUGAUGGGAGAAAAAACAAGUAGUUUACGUGUAAAACGUUUUAGUGAGCUUAUUCAUGGGGCAUCAAUAGGAAUGCCAGUUGCUCGAAGCGCAUCCGUAACUGCGGUGUUUGAAUUAGAAGAUGGCAACGAGAAAAGUUUUAUGCGUUCUGUACAAGGGUCUUCCUCUGAACAUAGAAUAAAUAAUAAUGUUGUCACUAGCCAAGUAUAUUUGAACGAAUUAGAACAACUUGGCAUUAAUGUGAAAGCAAAAAAUUUUCUUGUAUUCCAAGGAGCUGUUGAGUCGAUAGCUAUGAAAAACCCAAAAGAACGUACUGCUCUUUUUGAAGAAAUUAGUAAUUCAGGAGCAUUGAAGGCAGAGUAUGAAAGAUUGAGAACAGAAAUGCUAAAAGCUGAAGAGGAAACGCAAUUUUCAUAUCAAAAGAAAAAGGGAAUUGCUGCAGAAAGGAAAGAAGCGAAACUGGAAAAAGAAGAAGCAGAGAAAUAUCAACGUUUGAAAGAGGAAUAUGUAGAAAAGCAAGUUGAAUUGCAAUUAUUCCGUUUAUUUCAUAAUGAGAAAAGUACAGAGAGUUUAGAGGUAUCACAGAAGAAGAAACAGCAUGAAAUAGAAAAAAUUGAAAAGAAAAAAGAAAAAGCAGAGGAAUUACUAAAAGAAAAGAGGAAAGAAGCUGGAAAGUUGGGAAGAGAUCUUGCUAAAAUAGAACAGGAUAUAAGAGAAGUAGAAGUAGAUAUAACAAAGAAAAGACCAACAUUUAUUAAAGCAAAAGAACGUGUUGCGCAUAUGCAGAAAAAAGUAGAGUCUGCACGGAAAUCUUUAGCUCAAGCACGUAUCGCGGAUGAAGCUCAUAAGAAAGAUAUACAUGAACUGCAGGAAGAGUUACGUCAAGUUGAAGAAGCUAAAGCCGCUUAUGAAGCAAGUAUUGCUGGACAAUCACAGUUACAAGGAAGAGAUGUACAGCUAGAAGAUGAACAGGUUAAAGAGUACAAUCGUCUGAAAGAGGAAGCUGGUAAACAAUCAGCAAUGUAUUUGCAACUUCUUGACUCUAUCAAUCGUGAACAGAAAUCGGAUCAAGAUAGACUUGAUAAUGAAGGACGGAAGAAAACAGAAAUAGAGAAUAAACAUAAACAAAAAGGUCAUAUGAGAGAUGAAGCUCUUAAAAGAGUAGAAAAAUUAGAAGAACAUAUAAGAACAUCUGAAGCUGCUUUGGAAGAUCAAAAGAAAUUGCGAGCGGAUUUACAAUCUGACGUUGGUAUCUCUAAAGAUAAAAUACAAAAUCUACAACGAGAAUUAGAAAGCAUCUCUGAACAAUUAGGUGAUGCAAAGGUUGAUAAACACGAGGUAUCAAGGACUAAAAAGAAAACUGAAAUUGUAGAAAAUUUCAAACGCCUUUUCCCAGGGGUUUAUGAUCGUAUGUAUAAUAUGUGCGAACCUAUUCAUAAGAGAUAUAACGUUGCAAUUACUAAAGUUCUUGGUAAAUAUAUGGAAGCUAUUGUUGUUGAUACUGAGAAAACUGCUAGGCAAUGUAUUCAAUAUCUUAAGGAACAGUAUCUUGAACCAGAAACAUUUCUUCCUCUUGAUUACAUUCAAGCGAAACCAUUGAAAGAAAGACUUAGGAAUAUUCAAGAACCUAAAAAUGUAAAAUUAUUGUAUGAUGUAUUGCACUUUUCUCCAAAAGAUAUUGAUAGGGCAGUAUUAUUUGCAACCAACAAUGCUCUUGUAUGCGAAACUCCUGAAGAUGCAAAUAAAGUAGCUUAUGAAAUGGAUAAGAAAGCAAGAUACGAUUGCGUUGCAUUAGAUGGAACAUUUUAUCAAAAAGCUGGAAUUAUAUCAGGUGGUAGUUUGGAUCUUGCGAAAAAAGCAAAACGAUGGGAUGAAAAACAAAUGUCACAACUUAAAGCACAAAAGGAAAAAUUAACAGAGGAAUUGCGUGAAUCUUUAAAAAAGUCACGAAAGGAAUCUGAGUUAAACACAGUUGAAUCUCAAAUACGGGGAUUAGAAACACGGUUAAAAUAUAGUAAAAAUGAUUUGGUCGAAACUCAAAAACAAAUUUCAGCGCUUGAGGUAGAACUGGAGGGUCUUCAAAACGAAUUGAAUAUGUUUGGUCCAACAAUAACUGCAAUUGAGAAAACAAUGGCCGAAAGGGAUCAAAAAAUACAAAAUAUUAAAGAGAAAAUGAAUAACGUCGAAGAUGACGUAUUUGCCAGUUUUUGUGAACAAAUAGGAGUAUCUAAUAUUCGUCAGUACGAAGAAAGGGAGUUACGAUCACAACAAGAAAGAGCAAAAAAGAGAAUGGAAUUUGAGAACCAAUGUAAUCGCAUUUACAAUCAGCUAGACUUUGAGAAGCAACGAGACACAGAAAGUAAUGUUUUACGUUGGGAACGAGCAGUUCAAGAUGCAGAAGAUAAACUUGAGUCUGCUCGGCAAACUGAAUCUAAUCAGAAAGCUGAAAUAGAUCACGAUGAAACUCAAAUGGAACAAUAUAAAUCGGCACGAAAUGCAAAGAAAAUGGAAGUCGACCAAAAAGAAGAUGAAAUCGGUAAAGCUAGGCGUGAGGUUGGAGCAAUUGCGAAGGAUAUACAAGCUGCUCAAAAGCAGUUGAAUGGUAUCGAAGCCAAAAUUGAACAAAAGAAAGCUGAACGGCAUGCUAUACUGAUGCAGUGUAAGAUGGAAGAUAUUUCAAUUCCAAUGCUUCAUGGAAAUAUGGAGGAUAUUGCCAACGAAACGAGUGCAUCUAAUAACACAGAUAGUAAUAUCGACUCAUCUUUAAGUACUCAACAACAAUAUGAGCGUGAGAAACGAAUAACUAUAGAUUAUGCCUUUCUACCUGAGAAUUUAAAAGAUGUAGAUGAAGAUGACAUUAAAAAAACUACUGACAAGUUAACAAAGUCGAUUAACGAUUUACAAAGUACUAUUCAACGAAUUCAGGCUCCUAAUAUGAAGGCGAUACAAAAAUUAUAUCUCGCUAAGGAAAAAUUACAAGAAACUAACGAAGAAUUUGAACAGUCACGGAAAAAGGCAAAGAAAGCAAAAACACAAUUCGAAAAAAUAAAGAAGGAGAGACAUGACAGGUUUAUGGCCUGUUUUGAACAUGUGGCUAAUGAAAUUGAUCCAAUUUAUAAGAGUUUAGCAAAAAAUCAAUCGGCCCAAGCAUUUCUUGGUCCAGAAAAUCCAGAAGAACCGUAUCUAGAUGGUAUUAAUUAUAAUUGCGUUGCACCGGGAAAAAGAUUUCAACCAAUGUCUAAUUUGUCUGGAGGAGAGAAAACAGUUGCUGCAUUGGCUUUAUUAUUUGCAAUUCAUAGUUUUCAGCCAGCACCAUUUUUUGUAUUGGAUGAAAUAGAUGCAGCACUGGAUAAUACUAAUAUAGGAAAAGUUGCAAGUUAUAUACGUGAUAAGACAAGUUCAUUACAAACUAUUGUUAUAUCUUUGAAGGAAGAGUUUUAUUCACAUGCUGAUGCGUUAAUUGGCAUUUGUCCUGAUGUUGGCGAAUGUUUAGAAAGUAAAGUAUUAACUCUCGAUUUAUCUGCAUAUCCUACGCACAUUAAUUAAUGAACAUAUUAUAGAUUUAAUAUUUAUAUAUUUCACCUUUAAUUGUUAUGUCUUUUUUUUUCAUAUUGUAAUUUUAAUUUACAUGAAAAGACAGUAGGUGUUAUGGGUAAUAUCGAAAUAGAUAAUAUCCACUUUUAUAAAUUAUUUCGUGAAACUUAUAACCAAAAUUAAUAACUCGCUAAGAUAAAAAUCAAGUAAUAUAUGAAAUAUUAAAUAUUUUAUUUUUAUUUGAUUUACUUUCUCGUGGUGUUUUGUUUUUCACAACUACAUAAUAGUGUGAUUCUAUUUUAAUCAUCAAUAGAUGAGGAUUUGACAAAGAUUUAUUAUUUAACUUCUAAUUUACAACAGAAAAAUUGCCUUGAGCAUUGUAAAAGAAAUUGUAGUUCUAUAAUAAAUUAUUAAUAUAAACAUAAAAAUAAAUCAAAAUAUUUUUAAGUAUGUCAGAUAGAAUUAUCAUUGUUACAUGUAUACAAACGUGCACUUAUUGUUUAUGAUAAUUCUCAUAAUGGUGUCAGUAUACAUAAAUUUUUCACUUUCCUUGGAUAUACGAAUAACUUCAUAGAUCUAAACAUAAGAAAUUGAUUAACUUUUGUAUUUGUAUAAAAGCGACGAAAGGGUAAUAGUUAAUAAAGUCAUAAUAACAAAAAUAAGUAAGAAUGAUCGUUAGAAUAUGAAUCUAAUUAACUUCUAAUAUUAAAAAAAUGAUCUUUUUUCUAUUUUUCUAUAUUUUCAAUUAGAUUCACUUAAUUAGAUUUAUAAAUGCAUUAUGAAUCUUAACAGGAAAUUUAUUAGAUUUUUCAAAUAUCAAUCUGACAAAUUUAUUCAUAUUACUUCUCUCUGUAUAAAUUAAAUAAUAGCGAAGAAAUUAUUAAAUGGGUAUUAGCAUAACAAUAACAAUAAUAGUUAAGAACAAAUGAAGUUAUGUUGUAUCGUAUCUUCUCCAUCUUUAUUUCAAAUUUGAAGUACGAAUAUGAUGUAUCAUACAAAUAUACGGAUAUUGAAACCAUGCGAUACCCAUUGAGACCAAAAGUGCGUGUAACAUUCAAUUAAUCUCAACAGUCGAGAUGAAACUGAUGCAGUAACCAUCCCAGGAUCUGCAGUUCUCGUUCGAAUAUAUUUAACAGUUUGG
Nomia melanderi (Alkali bee) is the source of this 5069-nucleotide messenger RNA. RefSeq names its product structural maintenance of chromosomes 1. The record is from RefSeq and is a predicted model, not a curated record. Gene Ontology annotation, molecular function: DNA binding; protein binding; ATP hydrolysis activity. Gene Ontology annotation, biological process: sister chromatid cohesion. Gene Ontology annotation, cellular component: chromosome; nucleus; cohesin complex. Lineage: Eukaryota; Metazoa; Arthropoda; Insecta; Hymenoptera; Halictidae.